This is a messenger RNA of Dicrocoelium dendriticum, 853 nucleotides long. The record is from the annotation of a GenBank genome assembly. NCBI's taxonomy places the organism in Eukaryota, Metazoa, Platyhelminthes, Trematoda, Plagiorchiida, Dicrocoeliidae.
AUGUAUGUGUUUGUACGUACUCGCGCCGUCCACUUCUUUCCACAUUUCAGAUCAUGCCGCCGAUACCUGAGACCUUAUUUUCUCGGUUCUUCUUCAUCCCGUCUCAUUUAUGACAUAAUCACACAUGUUUGUGCUCUAUUCUGCCUCAAUUACCUGGGCAUCGCGUUCCUGUUACUCAAAGCGCACCAUGUUGUCUAUUUUUGGCGACAAAUGCGCUUUCUUGGACACAUUGUUCCGCUGUUGCUGAUCAUUUUUCUACCCUUAAUAUGUUCCAAGCCAACUGAAACGUCCGAACUAGACCCGAGUCCAAUAUCUGUACGAAAAACGAUCAAACUGCACGAAACGAUCCAACCAUCAGAAAAAUCUAUCUCAUCACACCUCCAUUAGUUUUUUGCCAGUCCACAUAGGCAUUCGUGGAUAUCACUUAUCUUGGUGUCCGGUUUCUUUAUGUAAACUGGUUCCGUUGCCGCUAUUUUUAUUUCACCUAGUUUUUUACAUCUGUUCACAACCCUUUUAGCGCUUGUUCCAUGACCACUCCACACUUGGCGCUUUUCCUGUGUGACUUCACUGCUUUUGAUGUUUUAGAGCAGAUUUUUUUUAGAAAUUGUGCAGUUUGCUUGCCACGUGGCCAAAUUGUUUCUACCCACCAACACAGCUUUUGUUCGUUCACUUUCCUGUGCGACUCACUUGUAAUGAGGGACAUAACAUUUCAGCAGCCCUUUAUUGUUUCCUUCAAGGUACACUUUUUUGUUGCGCCUGUCUUAAUAAAUGAAAAAAUAAACUUUAUUCUGGACGAUGCGAGCGACGCCUGUACCGGCAUGAUCCGGUAAUUACACACUUGUAUAAAACGCUG